Messenger RNA from Oenanthe melanoleuca, 2658 nucleotides. It is a transcript of the gene PEAK3, whose product is annotated as PEAK family member 3. The record is from RefSeq and is a predicted model, not a curated record. The transcript has 5 exons. Gene Ontology annotation, molecular function: protein kinase activity. Lineage: Eukaryota; Metazoa; Chordata; Aves; Passeriformes; Muscicapidae. Gene Ontology annotation, cellular component: focal adhesion; actin cytoskeleton. Gene Ontology annotation, biological process: protein phosphorylation. Bases 1 to 1872 code for a protein of 623 amino acids.
AUGGGCAGCGCCAGGCCGGGCUGGGACGGGCGGCGGGAGCUGCGGCGGCUCCGGGACGCGGGGCUGGAGCUGCCGGGGGCGGCUGACAGGGCCAGCUCGGCUCUCUGCAGUGCCAGCCCGGAGCGGACUGCCCCCGGGAUGGCCACUCCCAUGCCGGACACCCCGGGGCGCUGCCCCCCUCGGCCCCCCAACCCAGCCCUCAUCUACAGCAACGUGGGAGAGCUGCGGGCCCACCUCGUUCCCCCCAAGGCCAGCCGAGGGGAGGGCGCUGGGAGACCCCUCCCUCAGCCCCUCCCGGACCCCCAGCCGCCCCCACUGCCCAAAAAGCAGCUCCAGCGAGCCGAGUCCCUCCCGGAGCCGCGAUCAUCCCACCGCUACCAUGGCGACCCUGAGCCACGGGCUGGCAGCAUCUUCUACAGCAUCCCCCCUUCUACAGCCCAGCUGCGGCACGGGGAGGGGGCUCCCCCGCGGGACAGACCCUCCUGGGCACCCAAAAAACCCCUGACCAAGUCCCAAAGCCUGGGGGAGCCGCUGGCCCGAGGCAGCCCCCAGGAAGCCCCAUCAGCCAGCCUGAAGGAGCUGACGUUUGGGACAGCAGAUGGGGAGCUGGGGCAGCUCCUGGAGAGCCCAGCCGGGGUCUGUGGAGUGGUUUUGGGGUGCCAGGAGGCCUCCCUGGCCCGGCUGUCGGCUCAGAUGCAGGAGGAGCUGGUGGGGCCCGAGCAGAGGCAGCAGCUGCUGCAGGCAGAGCUGGCAGGGAAGGGCUGGGCAGAGCUGCGUGUCCUGGACCCCCAGCCCUGCUGCCAGAGCGGGGACGCCUGGUACUUCAGGGUGGGCUUCACCUUCCAGCACAGCCUGCUGCAGUGUGCAGCCAAGGUGCCCAAGCCGUGCUGCUCCAGCCUGGGGGUGCAGAGCUCCCUGGGGACUCACUGCAGCAUCCAGCGCCUGCUCGGCCGCUUCACCGACCGCCUGCCCCAGGAGCUGGUGCUCCCAGGAAUCCCUGGAAAACACAGCCAGGGCCCUUCCAGAGGGGAAGCAGCCUGUCCUGCCCCCCAGCCCGUGCUGCAGGUGCUCCUUUGUGCCGAGGUUCCCCAGCAGACCCUGGCAGACUUUGUGAAGAGCUCCCACGCUUUGCACAGGACCAGCCCCGGGCACUACGAGCGCCUGGGCUGCCUCCUGCUCCUGCAGCUCUGCCUGGGGCUGGAGCACCUGCGGGGGCAGAACCUGGCCCAGGGGGACCUCUGCCCCGAGAACCUGCUGCUGGUGCCGUGCUCAGGUCCCUCCUGGGGCCAGCAGGGCCAGAAGGAGCUGCCAGGACUGUCCCUCCCACGGCUGCUCAUCAGCAGCUUCUUCAAGGUGCAGGAGAAGCAAAGCCCCUGUUCCAGCAGCCAGGAGCAGGACUGGAGCCCCCUCGCUGCACCCUCCCCUCCAGCAGCAGCUGAGCUGAACGUGGGCAGGCUCAUCUAUCAGAUCUUGCACGUGGACAUCUCCCUGGAGAACAUUUUGGGUUGCAGAAGCAAAAGGCUCCCCGACAUCCCCUCGCUGUCCAUCUACUCGGCGGGGCUGAAGCGCUUGGCCACGCUGCUGCUGCACAGGGAUCCCCAGCACAGGGUGUCUGUCCAGCAGGCCAGGGCCAUCCUGCAGGUGCUGCUCUGGGGGCCACGCCAGCAGCUCUUUGCCAGGAGCAGGAGCAGCCUCACACUGCUCCAGGGCUGGCUGCAGGUCAAGAGGGCUCUGCUGCUGCUGAGGUUUGCAGAGAACUCGGCUGGGGCCAGGGCCAGCCCCGGUCUGGAGGAGUGGUUGUGCUGCCAGUACUUCCAGGGGGCCACAGAGCACACCCUCUACCAAGUCACCCAGCUUCUCUAUGCUCCCUAAACCAGUCUCCACAAAGGUCUCCUCAAAGCCAAGAGCUCACAGGGGUCUGGCCAAACCUGUCCCUGUCCAUGGCAGAGGAGUUGAAACUAAAUUAUUUUUAGUGUCGUUUCAGUCCAAAUCAUUCUAUGAUUCUGUGAAAUCCAAGCAGGUCCUCGCUGGCAAAGCUCUGCAAAACUAAACCCACUACCCCCAUAGCCCAUGAAUGAUGAAGUUGGGAUCAAACUACCAAACACAGGCUGUGGUUUUAUACCCUCAAACCGUUUUUGCUAAGUCUGGUUUAUCAGAACAUCUGAGGAAAGGCAGCUGGAUGGGAGCCUCAAGGACCAAUUUAGUGGCUGGUAAUCCCAAGAAAAGUUUAUGGGGUUCAGACUUUGCAGAAAACCCCCUCAGAUCCUUUUUGAGCCAUCAGGUUUUUGCUGUUUGAAAUAACACUCAAAGCCACCCAUCACAGCAAAGGAGGAACAACAGCUCCCUCAGCCUGUGCUUCCCAGAGACAAUUUGUGGCACAGUCACAAAUAAAAAUGACAUUUUAAAGGGAAAAAUAGAGCUUCAAUAAAACCUGGAGCUGAGCCUCUCAAACACUGGUCCUUUAUGUGCUUCUUUGCCAACAUUACACACUCCAGGGAUGGAUCCAGAGGGAAACACAAAUCCAAACUGCCCUGGCUCAGGGUGAUUACCCAGAACAGCCCCCAUGGGCUCUGGUGAACAGCUCAGGAUUGCUGGAUCAUUUCAGAGCACAUCCAUGAGUUCCAGUCAAGCAAAGAACGAGCAAAGCCUUUCCACACC